GCUGAAUUCAAUCUUAAUCUGAUGAUAGAUUAUAUCCAAGUCUCAAAUAACAAUAACUUCAUUUCUGUCAGUAAAAAAUCGAGUUUGUUGUAAUUUUUUCCAAUAUUUUGAUCAUUUUACAAUUUUUAAUUCAAAAUUUUCAAUAAAAAUGUUUUUAAAUAUCAGUAGAUUAUCAAUGAUAAUAGUUAUAAUGGUGGCGAUUUCAGCAGUAAAUGUGUGCAGUACUACUACACAGGGCGAUUUAUCACAGCUGAUAGAAACAUUGGAAAAACAAAGUAAACUAAAAAGUGAAGAAGGGGGCGAAUGGAAGCCACUAGAAAAGUAUAAGAAUACAUUGACAAUGAUAGAAAAGAAAAUACAACCGUUGAGAAAAUAUUCAAAACUACAAAUGGAGGAAGAGGCCAAGUUACCAGAAACUGAUACAACGUCGCAGAUAGAACAAUUAGAAACACAAGGUACACUACAAAGGGAAGAAGAAGGAAAGGUACUAGAAAGCCAUACAACGUUGAAGAUGAAACAGUUGGGAAAAGAAGGUACACUACGAAGUAAAGUCGAGGGAAAGUCACCAGAAAGGUACACAACUUUGAAGAUAAAACAGUUGAGGGAAGAAGAAGGAAAGGUACUAGAAAGCCAUACAACGUUGAAGAUGAAACAAUUGGGAAAAGAAGGUACACUACAAAGUAAACAAGAGGGAAAGUCACUAGAAAGGUACACAACUUUGAAGAUAAAACAGUUGGAAAAAAAAGGUACACUACGAAGUAAAGUUGAGGGAAAGUUACCAGAAAGGUACACAACUUUGAAGAUGAAACAGUUUGAAAAAAAAGGUACACUGAGAAGUAAACAAGAGGGAAAGUCACUAGUAUGGGAUACAACAUUGAAGAUUAGACAGCCAGAAAAACCAGGCAACCUACGAAGGAAGGAAGAAGAAAAGUUGCUAGUGAGAGAUACAACUUCAAAAAUAAAACAAUUGGAAAAGCAAGAUGAACUAAAAAGUGAAGCAGAGAGAAAGUUACCAACAACAUCAGAGAUACCUGAGAUACCUUACUUGAUAGAAGGGAAAAUAAGAGAACAAUUCAGAAAAAUUGAAGAAAUUUUGAAAAAGAAACCCUGGCUGAAAAGAUGGUUUAUUAAAGAAGAUGAAUUAAAAAGUGAAGAAGAGCAAACGUUACCAACAACAUUGAUGGAGGUAUCUCACUUAAAAGAAGGAGGUAUAAGAGAACAAAUCAGAAAAGCAGAAGAAGUUUUGAAAAAGCACAGAAAAGCAGAAGAAGUUUUGAAAAAGAACAGAAAAGCAGAAGAACUUUGGAAAAAGAAUCAACAGAUAAACAGUUGGUUUACUAAAGAAGAUAAACAACAAAUUGAAAGAAAAUUACUAGAAAGUCAUACAACGUUGAAGCUAGAACAGCCAGAAAAAACACAUAAAUUACAAAGUGAUGUAGAAAGAAAGUUUAUACCAACAACAUUGGUGGUACCUUACUCGGAAGAAGGGGUAAAGAGAGAACAACCUGGAAAAGCAGAAGAAGUUUUGAUAAAGAAAACCUGGCCAAAAAGAUGGUUUAUUAAAGAAGGUAAACUACCACAUGAAGAAGAUGGAAAAUUACCAGAAAGGGAUGCAACGUUGAAGAUAGAACAGUUAGGAAAAGAAGGUAAAUUACAAAACGAAGAAGAGAGAAAGUUACCGACAAUGUUGGAGGUACCUUACUUAGAAGAAGGGGAAAAGAGAGAACAGCCUGGAAAAGCAGAAGAAGUUUUGAAAAAGAAAUCCUGGCUAAACAGAUGGUUUAUUAAAGAAGGUAAACUACCAGGUGAAGAAGAGGGGAUAUUACCAGAAAGUGAUGCAACGUUGAAGAUAGAACAGUUAGGAAAAGAAGGUAAAUUACAAAACAAAGAAGAGAGAAAGUUACCAACAACAUUGGAGGUACCUUACUUGAAAGAAGGGGAAAAGAUAGAACUACCUGGAAUAGCAGAAGGAGUCUUGCACAUGAAAAACUUUCUAAAAAGAUGGUUUAAAUAAACCUUUAGUGGCCAGCCCAACAUUGUGUUUUAAUUUUUAAUUUAUUAAAGAAUCUGGCAAAGUUUUCAAGAAUUUAAAACUGGUUCUAUUUUUUUUUUUUUUUUUUUUUUUCAAAAUUUACUGGUACCUAGUUUUUGGUAAAUUACUAGUAAUUUUUGGUGAAAAACGUAUUUUGUUAAAUUACCGGUAAUUUUGAGUAAUAUUUUUUGGAAAUUCCUUGUUAAUUAUUUUGGUAAAUUACCAAAUCAAAUGCAUUAGUCAGCUAGGGAAAAGUUGGUUAACCUUGAGCACUGCACAAUAUUUUUUAUAUUUUUUUUAAUGUCGGAAAGUUGUUUCUGAAUUAUUUACUGGUAAAACUUAUACUGCUAGGGGGUAGGCACAAAACUUGGGAGGGUCAGAAGAACAUAUGGUCUGUCUGAAAAAAACGAGUUUGUUGUAAUUUUUUCCAAAAAGUAGGUAGUAGGCAGAAAAGGCGUUGACUAUAAGGUACAGUAUGACACAAAAGUAGUGCUUGGUGGCUUUUAUUUCCAAGUGGGGAGAGUUUGUGAGAUGAAUGAAGUGGUGUUGAGUGGGAAAAAAAUAAGGACUUUCAAAAGCGACCCUUGAAAAUUUCAGGCCCAUGCACAGGGUGUCCACAAAUUGAAAAACCGGUUUGGUCAAAAAAUUGAAACCAGUUUUUAUUGGUGCAAUGUAUUCUACACACUAAGGCAAUAAAAACGGGAUAUGAAUUUUUGGUGUGAUCAACAUAUUCAAAUUUCUGCUUCCUAGGUCAUCCCCAACCCAUUUAAAGCGGAAUUAAGGUGAAAAUCCUCUUAUUUUGCCCCUAUUUUCGGGUUUUUCCAUCUUAAAAGGAGUAGGGAUGACCUAGAAAGCUGAAAUUUGGAUAUGUUGAUCACAAUGGGAAUACUGUCUAUGUUAUGCCCCUCCAAAAAAAUGACCUUUCUGUAAUUUUCAACUUUGACCCUCCCCACUCCAGAGGUCAACUCUAGCUCCCAAAAGAAUCCCAUUCCCCAAGUUUGACUUCAUUUUAUCAAUUAGAACAGGUUACAAGUCCCAUGUCAUAAAAUGUAAAAUUAUUAAAAUCACGUCACUUUGAGGGGUUGUAGUGCCACCCCCCUUGAGGCUAGGGAGUUGGUCGAUAGCUCAUUUGAUAGGUAUUGGAGAGGAGAUGAAAUGAUCACUAAGCUCAUUUUACUCAAAAUUCAAUAUUUCAGGAGUUCUUGA
Molecule: messenger RNA, 3238 nt
Organism: Planococcus citri (citrus mealybug)
Lineage: Eukaryota; Metazoa; Arthropoda; Insecta; Hemiptera; Pseudococcidae
Product: golgin subfamily A member 6-like protein 22
Exons: 2
Coding region: 149-2014 (621 amino acids)
Source: RefSeq, a predicted model, not a curated record